Ylistrum balloti is the source of this 957-nucleotide messenger RNA. RefSeq names its product low molecular weight phosphotyrosine protein phosphatase 1-like. The transcript has 6 exons. NCBI's taxonomy places the organism in Eukaryota, Metazoa, Mollusca, Bivalvia, Pectinida, Pectinidae. Gene Ontology annotation, molecular function: non-membrane spanning protein tyrosine phosphatase activity; acid phosphatase activity. Gene Ontology annotation, cellular component: cytoplasm. Gene Ontology annotation, biological process: protein dephosphorylation. The record is from RefSeq and is a predicted model, not a curated record. The coding region runs from base 10 to 507 and encodes 165 amino acids.
AAAAAAAGCAUGGAAGGUGCAGGUUCUGGAUCUAAAAAAGCGGUUUUGUUUAUUUGUCUCGGAAACAUUUGCCGUUCGCCAAUUGCUGAAGCCGUCUUUUUGGAUUUGCUGAAAAAGAAAGGGCAACUUGAUGAGUGGCAUGUUGACAGUGCUGCUAUAGGGGACUGGCAUGUUGGAGGUCCCCCAGACAAACGAACAAUGAAGACCUUGAAAAAGAAAGGGAUAAACGACUACCACCAUAUUGUCAGACAGAUUAAUGUGGAAGACUUUUACAAGUUCGAUGUUAUCUUUGGUAUGGAUGAACAAAAUAUGAGUGACCUUGAAGACAUCCAACCAAAAGGAAGCAAGUCUGUACUUGAAAUGCUUGGAACAUAUGGUUCCAAAUGCAAAACCACUAUUGAUGACCCGUAUUACGGUUCAAGAAUUGAGGAUUUUGAGGAUGUGUUUGAUCAAGUAGUGAGAUGUUGUGAAGCAUACCUAAAGAAAAACGAAGAAAAAAAAUCUUGACAGCUGAAGUUUGUUAAUCAACUUUUAAGUUGAUGUAGAGAUUAAAUUUGUUAACAGUCUUUUUCAGUUAAUAUAGAUAUGUGAGUUAUCUGUACUGGUGAGAUUUAAAAGGAAUGUUGUUUUUGUGUUUUAACAGUUUAUGUUAGAACCAUCCCUAUCAAUUGUACUAAUCUGUUAUGAGCAUAUGCUCUGUUGCCCUACAGUUUUUCUCUUCAAAAAGAUGUUUAUUAUUAAAAAAAUUGUUUUGGUUGUAUUUGAUAUUUGUUGAAAACAGCAUGCAUGAUAACUGAAAAUUUUACCUGCUUUUUUCUUGUUUUUAUCUUGAGUUCAGAUUUACCAUUUUUACCCAGUUUUACCUUUGAGUUUGAGGUAAUUUCAAAGACGAGUGAUUACAGUCUAUAAACUAUGUACUUCUGAUCUGACUGGAAAUAAAACCAACUGUUCAUAAUA